CUCAGUAAAUAGAAAAUGGCUGAGGUUGGGAUGGUACGAUCUGAACGAAUCUAUAGAGCGAGCGCUCAGUUUCGCUAAAUAUUUGUGUUUUUUUGUACUUGUGCCUGAAAAUUUCACUGCCAGAGAACUGGAAAGAGCUUCGCAGCCACCACCGCUGCCAUGACUUGUGCUUCUCAGGUCUUCCGUCACUCCAGAAAGAUCAGGAAUACUUCCGGCCUGGUAAAGCAUGACUGUGCUGCACUUGUUCGCUGGUUUGCAAGUGACACGAGGGCUUUUACCAAUAAAGGAGAUGAUAUUUUAAUGGUUAGGCAACCUGGUUAUGGCCUUAGUAUUUCUAAUUAUCCUCAGGGGAGUAAGUCAGCUACAAUUGGCUUGGGUAACAGUUAUAGAGCUAUUUGUACUGCCAUGGUAUCUUCAGUGGGAAAACCAAAGGAAACUGUUCCAGCGGCUGGCAUGUUUUUGAACAGAGAAUCUUCAUGUUCGCUGAUGCACUUGAGGAGGCGUUUUUCAUCAAAAGCUGAUCUUCCUCCUCACCAAGAGAUAGGGAUGCCUUCUCUUUCACCAACAAUGACAGAGGGAAAUAUUGCUCGGUGGUUGAAGAAAGAGGGUGAUAAAGUUUCUCCUGGUGAAGUACUUUGUGAAGUUGAAACUGAUAAAGCAACUGUAGAGAUGGAAUGCAUGGAGGAGGGGUAUCUAGCUAAGAUUCUGCUUGGGGACGGAGCUAGUGGGAUUAAAGUUGGUGAGGUGAUUGCCAUUACUGUUGAAGAGCAGGAGGAUAUUGCAAAAUUCAAAGAUUACCAGCCUUCAACAUCAGAUGCUGAACCUGCUCCAAAGGCCCCCCCUCCACCACCCCAACCAAAAGAAGAGGUUGCUAAGGAAUCUCUUCCUUCUUCACAACCAAAAGCUUCUAAACCUAGCGCACCUCCAGCAGAUCGCAUUUUUGCUAGUCCUCUUGCUCGAAAACUGGCUGAAGAUCACAAUGUACCUCUGUCAAACAUCAAGGGAACAGGUCCUGAAGGACGCAUUCUGAAGGCUGACAUUGAAGAUUACCUUGCAUCUCAUGGAAGGGAUUCAAGGGAAGCUUCAGCAGCAGCAGCACCCAAAGCAGAGUCAGAUUUAGAUUAUACAGACAUCCCUCAUUCACAGAUAAGAAAGGUGACAGCUUCACGUUUGUUGCUAUCAAAGCAAACGAUUCCCCACUAUUAUUUAACUGUAGAUACAUGCGUUGACAAACUUAUGGAAUUGCGUAGCCAGCUUAACUUAUUACAAGAAGCUUCUGGUGGGAAAAAGAUAUCUGUCAAUGAUCUUGUAAUUAAGGCUGCUGCUUUAGCUCUUCGAAAAGUUCCACAGUGCAAUAGUUCAUGGACCAACGAUUACAUUCGUCAGUUUCACAAUGUAAAUAUCAGUGUUGCAGUGCAGACAGAUAAAGGCCUAUAUGUUCCUGUUGUUAGGGAUGCUGACAAGAAAGGUUUAUCCAAGAUUGCUGAGGAAGUCAAGUAUUUAGCACAAAAAGCAAAAGAAAAUAGCUUGAAGCCUGAAGAUUAUGAGGGAGGCACAUUUACAGUGACCAAUUUAGGAGGGCCAUUUGGUGUUAAACAGUUCUGUGCAAUUGUUAAUCCUCCUCAGGCAGCUAUUCUAGCCAUUGGAUCAGCUGAAAAGAGAGUGGUACCCGGUCAAGGUCCAGACCAAUUUAAGUUAUCAUCUUUAAUGUCUGCGACUCUGAGCUGUGAUCAUCGGGUUAUUGAUGGUGCAAUUGGUGCAGAAUGGCUGAAAACAUUCAAAGGCUACAUCGAGAACCCAGAAUCUAUGCUUCUGUAGAUGAUAGAUCACUCUUUCUAGCUUGCAUAUCUUCAUUAAAAGCUGAUCACUUCUGGACUUCAAAAUGUGUUUGCUUGACCUUUAGCAGAUCCAUCCACCCAUUGGGUAAACACUUGACAGCUUCCAAAUAACACGGCCUGGGGAGAAAUACCUUAAUGUUCUUUCAUCCCAAAGGAUACAUAGAUUCUUUUUUCCUGCAACAAUAACAGCUGACGGCCACUUUGUUGUGUAUCUGGACCACAGAUUGUUACUCUGAAAGAUCUUAAUGCGCUCAUAAUUUCUUUUUGUCA
This is a messenger RNA of Ipomoea nil (Japanese morning glory), 2108 nucleotides long. Its product is annotated as dihydrolipoyllysine-residue acetyltransferase component 2 of pyruvate dehydrogenase complex, mitochondrial. Gene Ontology annotation, cellular component: pyruvate dehydrogenase complex. Gene Ontology annotation, molecular function: dihydrolipoyllysine-residue acetyltransferase activity. The record is from RefSeq and is a predicted model, not a curated record. The transcript has 19 exons. Bases 160 to 1818 code for a protein of 552 amino acids. Lineage: Eukaryota; Viridiplantae; Streptophyta; Magnoliopsida; Solanales; Convolvulaceae. Gene Ontology annotation, biological process: pyruvate decarboxylation to acetyl-CoA.